UUACCCAGUGCGCACGCGCGGCCCCGCCCUUCCAGUCACGCGGUCGCCGGCUCUGAGUCUUCGCUACAGGUUUCCCCACCACCGGCUCCAGGAAUCCGGCGUACGGCUGCCGCCAUGACUCGCGCCGCCCUUCCCUCGCCACUGCAUCCCCUCCUCUUGGGCCUCCUCCUUCUCCUCUCUGCUCUGCAGGGCGGCCACGGCCUGCACACCAAAGGUGCCCUUCCUCUGGACACAAUCACUUUCUAUAAGGUCAUUCCCAAAAGCAAGUUCGUCUUGGUGAAGUUCGACACACAGUACCCCUACGGUGAGAAGCAGGAUGAGUUCAAGCGCCUGGCUGAAAACUCGGCCUCCAGCGAUGACCUCUUGGUGGCAGAGGUGGGGAUCUCAGAUUAUGGUGACAAGCUGAACUUGGAGCUGAGUGAGAAAUACAAGCUAGACAAGGAGAGCUACCCAGUCUUCUACCUCUUCCGGGAUGGGGACUUUGAAAACCCAAUCCUGUAUAGUGGGGCGGUGAAAGUUGGAGCCAUCCAGCGCUGGCUGAAGGGGCAGGGGAUCUACCUAGGUAUGCCUGGUUGCCUGCCUGUGUAUGAUGCCCUGGCAGGAGAGUUCAUUAGGGCCUCCAGCACGGAGGCUCGCCAAGCCCUCUUGAAACAAGGACAGGACAACCUCUCAAGUGUGAAGGAGACAGAGAAGAAGUGGGCCGAGCAGUAUCUGAAGAUCAUGGGGAAGGUACUAGACCAAGGUGAGGAUUUCCCAGCAUCAGAGAUGACCCGGAUCACCAAGCUGAUCGAGAAGAACAAGAUGAGUGAUGGGAAGAAGGAAGAGCUCCAGAAGAGCUUAAACAUCCUGACUGCCUUCCAGAAGAAGGGGGCUGAGAAGGAGGAGCUGUGAAAGGCACUCAAGUUUCCUAGCGUUUGCUGGGGGUAGGGAGGGGAGAGUUACCUAUUGGCCUUGAGACCCAUGUGGGAUGGAUGGGUGGGGGGUGUGGAAAAGGUGGUACUAAACUGAGAUCUGAGCCCUGAGCCCAUUAACCAUGCUUGGGGUGUUUCUCAAGCUGUUUGGGGAGAGCUGGUGGCUCCACUCCAGCAGCGAUGAAAGGCCCCUCAGAAGGAACUGGUGCUAUAAAGAGGGUACUGCCCAUAUCUACGACAAGAAAUUUCUGAUCCAAUAAAAGUCCCAUGUUUGGUUAA
Messenger RNA from Perognathus longimembris pacificus (Pacific pocket mouse), 1190 nucleotides. RefSeq names its product endoplasmic reticulum protein 29 (gene Erp29). Gene Ontology annotation, cellular component: endoplasmic reticulum; endoplasmic reticulum lumen. Lineage: Eukaryota; Metazoa; Chordata; Mammalia; Rodentia; Heteromyidae. The transcript has 3 exons. The record is from RefSeq and is a predicted model, not a curated record. Gene Ontology annotation, biological process: protein secretion. The annotation marks the transcript as partial.